AUGGCGAAACUCAAGGCACAUGAAGAACUCUCCACUAAUGCGAAUACUAUCAAAGCUCGCAACUGCGUCUCCAACCUUACUGAAGAUGAGAAGGCUGUUCACUUAGCACUCAAGGCUGACCAUGCUGAUCUGAGCUACUACUUAAAGAAGUUAUAUAAGUCUGCAAAGUACAAGACACGUCUACAGAAUGAAUUGAAGGUUGAGCGUAUUUGUGUUCGGACUGAGAAGGGUACCCAUGCAUCUUGCAUUGCGAAUCAGAAAGUCAAGAAUAUUAGCGCCUCUUCUUCUCCACAAGCCCCACCAUCUACUCCGCCCAAACAACUUCUGUCUGAGCUUGCUGCAUUUGAGGCGCGAGAUAUUUUAAAUGACGAGGCUGUUCUACCAGAUGAGCUUUCCGAUGAAGAGAUCACUAGCACCCAGGCUCUCUUAACUCAAGCGCACAUUGAUGCCCAUGAAGAGUCCAAUUUCCGCAAGUGGCAACAUUUCUGGGAUAGCUGUAUCCACUCAUAUAUGAGAAAGGCUGGAAAGCUGAGAAAGAAGCCUGAGCGUCUCUUUGAGUAUAUGCCGUGGAUUGAUGUAGAGGAAGGCUUCAAAGAGGCGUUCUUACUUGUCUACUCUAAGAAAUUUGAUAAGGAAAAGUGGGCUAAGGUAUCAGCUGCACAGGAUAUGUUGUUCCUGGAGCUAGAGUAG
This is a messenger RNA of Pseudogymnoascus destructans, 690 nucleotides long. RefSeq lists its product as uncharacterized. Bases 1 to 690 code for a protein of 229 amino acids. The record is from RefSeq and is a predicted model, not a curated record. NCBI's taxonomy places the organism in Eukaryota, Fungi, Ascomycota, Leotiomycetes, Thelebolales, Thelebolaceae. The transcript is spliced from 6 exons.